AUAGUAAAAUUUAUACAGUAACUUUAUACAGCAGCAGCAGCAACAUGUCUAAAGAACCAACGAUAUUGGAAAGUUCGGAAACUGAAUCGUAUCAUUCAGACAAGAACAAGACAUGCUACACUGAGCUUUCACUCGAUGAGUUGUUCAACAAUUUACAGCAGGAAACAUCGGGAAAGACCAUAGCAGAAGAAUCCGAUCAGUUUACGAAAAUAGAAACUUCUAUCAAGAACUUGCCUAAAAUCGAAUCCAACUUGGAAGACACAUUGAAAGUUGUCAAGAAAAAAGAUGUUAUAAGGAUAUACGACCCCGUAGCAACCGCUGUCAAGACCGACAACAAGGAGCAGGAAACAGACAGCAGAUGGUUCAAUAUGAAGCAACCCGAACUCACCCCUGAGAUAAAACGUGACUUACAAGUCAUAAAACAGAGAAGCGCAUUAGAUCCAAAGAGACAUUAUAAGAAGGAUAAAUGGGAGAUACCAAAGUAUUUCCAAAUGGGGACUAUUGUUGAAGGUAAUGCCGAGUUCUACUCCCGAUUAAAGAGAAAGCAAAGAGGGACUACCUUGGUUGAAGAAAUCUUGCAUGAUGAUGACACAAAGAAAUAUUUCAAGCGUAAAUACUCUGAGAUUCAACUGGCAAAAACCAGUGGUAAAAAGGGACAUUAUAAAAACAUCAAGAAACAAAGAAAGAAGUUUUAACUUGUUUAUCGGUAUAUAUUUGCAUUUAAUACAAUGGCUGUACUUGGUUUAACCUGUUCUAUUUAUAAGUUUCUUUGGUUGUUGCGUAGAGUAUAAAACUACAUUGCAAUAGUUAUGCAUUUAAAUUGUCGUUGAUUAGCAUUACAUAGAAGGGUCGUUACAUAGCUAUAAGUCUACUCCAAUCCCGCUCGUUGGAAAACAUCCAGACGAACCUUUUCCCACAAUUGUUUCUUAUCUUCUUUAGAUAACUUGACUUUCUUGCCUUCGAUAGUUCUUAAUUCCAUCUUUAGUUGGUCUAAUCUUAAUUUAUAUUCAUGAGCCGUGGUAGCAGCAGCGGCCAAAUUGAUUAAAUAAUUCCGGAUGGCAAUUUCUUUAAAUUUGAACUUUAAAAAUGAAUGUUGAUGUUGGCUUAUUCCCUUGCCGCUAUUUAUUUGUAAUAAUCGGGAUUGCUUAACGGAUAUUUCUGCUACUGAUUUCUUAAAACUGGUAUCGAGGUUAUGUUCUUGGUAUAAAUUGGAUGUGAACAAGGUAUAGAUUAAUUCCUUGUCGGAUAUAUGCGGUUGUAUUAAUACAAUAUGACAUGAACUGGCUAAGUCACCAAUUAACUGUGGUAAUGCAUUUUGAUUAUAUUGAAAAUCAGGUAUGGUCGAUAUAACUGGUAGUUGGGUAAUUAUUAAUUUACAGCGAGUAACAUUCAAAUUCCAAUCAAUUAACGAUUCACUGACGUUUUGAUAUUGUAAGUCCGAACCAAGUGAUAUCUUGUACAUUUCUUCUGGAUCGAGGUCGUCUCCUACAACCGGCUUCUCACUAGGUUGUUGCUGUUGGAAAUGCGACUCAUGCAAGGCAAUAUCGUUGACUAAUUGUUCCACCGUGGUCGAUAUUGGUUCCAGAUCUUCUGGUAUGGUGGCGGUGGAGCUAGAAUAUAUGGAAGGAGCUGACCGGACAGAUCUUUUUCCCGAUAUGCUGGAGAAUAUGCUUGAUGACGAACUUCGAUGCGACAUUUGAUACUUGCUGUUGUGGUUUAAUGGCGGGGCCGAUCGUAUUGAAGCGGCACCGCCGCUUGCUCCACCUCCUCCUCCUGCUCCUCCAUUUGCAGGAGGUGAUGUUAUUACUGACGGUGGUAAUUGUUGAUAGAUGGCAUUUCUGGCGCUGUCUCUAAAAUGGGAUGGUGUCAGCGUCUUCAGACGAUUAUUGUUUGAAAAGGGUGACCCGUACAUGGUGUGCGUAUGUUAUGCUAUGAGUAUGCCAACGUGUAUAUAUGCAAUAGAUGAUAAAUAUCUUAUGUACUGUUAUAUGAAGUUGAUAUAUUGAUGGAUUGUGUUGCUGGAUAUAAACUAUGAAUAUAUAUAUGUGUAUGUUGAUAUUAAUACU
Spathaspora passalidarum NRRL Y-27907 is the source of this 2066-nucleotide messenger RNA. RefSeq lists its product as uncharacterized. Gene Ontology annotation, biological process: RNA processing. The transcript has a single exon. Gene Ontology annotation, molecular function: RNA binding. The record is from RefSeq and is a predicted model, not a curated record. Lineage: Eukaryota; Fungi; Ascomycota; Pichiomycetes; Serinales; Debaryomycetaceae. Gene Ontology annotation, cellular component: nucleolus. Bases 45 to 695 code for a protein of 216 amino acids.